AUGGUGGUGGCGGCGAGGGUGGUGGCGAAGAUGGCGGUGGCGACGGCGGUGGAGACGGUGGCGGUGGCGACGGAGGCGGCGAGGGCGGUGGCGGUGAGGGGGGUGGCGAGGGCGGCGGUGGAGACGGAGGCAGGGAUGGAGGCGGCGGGCUUGGAGGCGGCGAGGGCGGUGGCGGCGAGGGCGGUGGUGACGGUGGCGGCAAGGGCGGUGGCGAGGGUGGUGGCGGCGAGGGCGGUGGCGAUGGUGGUGGCGGUGAUGGCGGUGGUGAGGGUGGCGGCGGAGAUGGCGGUGGCGAGGGUGACGGACUCGGGCGGAGCAGAGGGCGGCAGUGGGGGCGAGGGUGGCGGUGGCGAGGGUGGUGGUGAGGGUGGCGGCGGUGAGGGAGGUGGCGAGGGCGGCGGUGGAGACGGUGGCGGAGAUGGAGGCGGCGGGCUAGGAGGUGGCGAGGGUGGAGGCGGCCAGGGCGGUGGUGGGCUGGGCGGCGGCGACGGCGGUGGCGGUGAGGGAGGUGGCAACGGCAGCGGUGGUGAGGGAGGCGGCGACGGUGGCGGAGGUGAGGGUGGCGGUAAAGGUGGUGGCGAGGGUGGUGGUGACGGUGGCGGCAAGGGCGGUGGCGAGGGCGGUGACGGCGAUGGCGGUGGUGAGGGUGGCGGCGGCGAUGGCGGCGGAGACGGUGGCGAGGCGGACGGAGGUGGCGGCGACGGUGAGGCGGACGGCGGCGGCGGCGAGGGCGAGGCGGAGGGAGGCGCCGGCGAUGGUGAGGCGGAAGGCGGCGGCGAGGGCGACGCGGACGGCGGCGGCGGCGACGGCGAUGCCGAGGGAGGCGGCGGCGAUGGCGAGGUGGAGGGAGGCGGUGGCGAGGGCGAGGCGGACGGCGGUGGCGGCGACGGCGAUGCUGAGGGCGGCGGGGGCGACGGCGAUGCUGAGGGCGGCGGUGGCGACGGCGAUGCCGAGGGAGGCGGCGGCGACGGCGAGGCGGACGGAGGCGGCGGCGAUGGUGAGGCGGAGGGAGGCGGCGGCGAUGGUGAGGCGGAAGGAGGCGGCGGCGAGGGCGACGCGGAGGGCGGCGGCGGCGACGGCGAGGCGGAGGGAGGGGGCGGUGACGGUGAGGUGGACGGCGGCGGCGGCGAGGGUGAGGCGGACGGAGCCGGUGGUGACGGUGAGGCGGAGGGAGGCGGCGGCGAGGGCGACGCGGAGGGAGGCGGCGGCGACGGCGAUGUCGAGGGAGGCGGCGGCGAGGGCGACACGAACGGAGGCGGCGGCGAUGGCGAGGCGGACGGAGGCG
This is a messenger RNA of Emiliania huxleyi CCMP1516, 1285 nucleotides long. RefSeq lists its product as hypothetical. NCBI's taxonomy places the organism in Eukaryota, Haptophyta, Isochrysidales, Noelaerhabdaceae. The record is from RefSeq and is a predicted model, not a curated record. The annotation marks the transcript as partial. The transcript is spliced from 2 exons.